This is a messenger RNA of Leishmania braziliensis MHOM/BR/75/M2904, 2415 nucleotides long. RefSeq names its product DNAj-like protein. Bases 1 to 2415 code for a protein of 804 amino acids. Lineage: Eukaryota; Euglenozoa; Kinetoplastea; Trypanosomatida; Trypanosomatidae. Gene Ontology annotation, molecular function: protein binding. The record is from RefSeq and is a predicted model, not a curated record. The transcript has a single exon.
AUGAGUGCUGCACUUGAAAUGGAGACGGAGGUGAUCUCUUCAUCAGCCUCCUCCUCGCCUGGGAUGGUUGAGCCGACCAGCGACUCGCGCGGCGCCGGCACCGGUGCGGGGGACCGCUCGCCAGAGCUGUCGCUGAACACGACAACCACCAACGCGAGCUUCCCGGCCGGACCGAACAACCUCAACGUCAACAAGGUCAGUGGCGUGCGAGCUAGCAUGACUGACAAGCUACACGGCGGAAGUCCAGUCAAUUACGGUGGCAACGGUGUAACAGCUCGAUUCGCGGACCCAAAAGACGAGAACGGAUUCGGCGUUUUCAGCCGCCGCCCGACCGGCACCAGUGCUGCCGCGGCGGGAUCUUCACAACAACAACCGAGCCCUAUACCUACCUUUGCGCCACACGCCGGCAACGGCGGCGGGGUCAGCAGCGGACACGUGACGCGCAGUACGGCAAAUGCGAGCGGUGCCAGCAAUACGCACCCAGCGGUGGUGGAAUUUUCCAAGAGCCUCUCCGAGAAGCAUCUUAAGUGCACUUUGUGUGGCAAGGUCGCGUUAGAUCUCGUGCUCAUCGCGACACAGGUGUCGAUGGCGUGCCGACGUUGUGCGCUAGCCGUGCCAGGGACCCACAUCACAGAGCUGCCACGCCCGCUGAGAGAGGUGAUGCGAGUGAUCAAGGCUGCAGCCGGAAUGCCUGAACCAACCGACGACUUCGUUGGCGACCGCCGUAUUCUGCGCGCGAAGAGACCAGGUCAAGUCAGCGCCACGCAGCCAAACAGCAACGCAUCGGGUGUGAAAGAGGAAGCGGAGUCUGUCGCUUCACCCAGCUCGCUGGCUGCUGCUGCGGCGGCGGCGUCAGUGCAGACAGUCUUAGUAGAGUUGAUGGAUGCCGAGACGGCCGAGCGCCACCAAAUCAGUGCAACGGAGUCUUCCAGCCGCGCUGAGAUUAUGGCGCGCAAGAGCGCUGGUAGCGCUGUACGAACCUCCUCGGCGACGACUGCAGGGACACCUAACGGCACCACGAGCCGGCAGUACAAACUGGAGGCAGAUCGAAAGUACGAGAACGCGGAAUACAUCGCUGCGUUAGAGCUGUACACCAAGGCGAUCAAGAUGCAGCCGACCGAUCAUCAGUCGAACGUCAAGUUCCUCUACGGAAACCGUAGUGCUGCCCACUACAUGGCGCAACGAUACAACGAAUGCAUUGAGGACUGCCUUGAGGUUGUACGUCUGGAUCCGAGCAGCGUGAAAAUGCUGUCACGCGCCGCUCGCUCUGCGUGCACCAUGGGAGAUCUGAAACGUGCUGUGGAGAUCAUGGAAAGCACGCCGAAGGAUCGCAUGACUGGCGACAUGGAGGCGGAGCUUGCCCGAUACCGAAGUGGCCUCGAGGCGUACCGCCACGCCGAGCGCUGCUUCGGCACCUCGGAAGGCGACGAGCAGUACCGGAUGCUGGUUGCUCAGUUCAGUGAUACCGUGCCGUUCCGUGUUCGGAGUGCUGAGUCGCUGCGCGAGCAACGCCAAUACAUGCGCGCCGUAGAGGUGCUGGAGGCACUCUCGUACUCCACGCGCACCCCGGCCGCGUGCCGCAUCAUGAGCGAGUGCCUCUACCUCUCCGGCUUUGAGUACUUUGAGCGAGCGCGGAAAUGUGUCGUGGACGCGGCCCAGCUGGACGACGCCUGCAACGAGCUUCUGAAGAAGAUUGAUGCUGUUGACGACGGCAAGCAGAAGGGCAACGCAAACUUCAACAAGAAGAGUUACGGCCCGGCGGCCGAGUACUACACGAUCGCCAUCCAGGCCGCAGCUGACAAUGAUCAAGUGCUGCGCGUGCUCUACUGCAACCGAGCUGCCGCGUUCAAGGAGUUGGGCCGCUACCGGGAGGGCGUCGAGGACUGCACCAAGACGUUGCUGAUUGACAAGGAGUUCUACAAGGCGUAUGCACGCCGUGCGCGCUGCCACGAGCACCUUGGCGAUCACUUUGCCGCAGUGCGGGACUUCAAGAAGGCGAUGGAGUACGACAGCACCGACCGCGAGCUGGCCCGGGAGCUGAGAGCAGCCGAGCAGAACCUGGCCAAGGAGGCGGAGAGGGAAAAGGACUAUUAUUUUCAAUUAGGCGUCUCUCGCACCGCCACCGAGCGGGAGAUCAAGCUCAAGUACCGCGAGCUCUCGCUGCGGUGGCACCCGGACAAGUGCAUUGGCCUGGACGAGGUUGAGCGCGAGCGGGCGGAGCAUAAGUUCAAGAUUAUCAGUGAAGCGCACGCCACCUUGGUAGACAGCGUCAAGAGGCGUGAGUACGACACAAAGCUAGAUCGUGAGCGUUUCUCCCGCCCUGGUGGGUUCAGUUUUUCUGCCACAUACAGUGGAAGCGGCUCGAACGACUACUACCGCGGUCGUCACCGCGCCGGUGGCAACGGCUUUUGGUAG